Salvia hispanica is the source of this 1203-nucleotide messenger RNA. RefSeq lists its product as uncharacterized. The record is from RefSeq and is a predicted model, not a curated record. Gene Ontology annotation, molecular function: nucleic acid binding. NCBI's taxonomy places the organism in Eukaryota, Viridiplantae, Streptophyta, Magnoliopsida, Lamiales, Lamiaceae.
AUGGAGCCUACUGUCGGAGACAUCGCCGGAGAUAUCGCCGGAAACAGAGCCAGAAACAGAGAGUCACACGUCAUACCAGUGACCACCAAAAAUUUGAUAGCUCAAAGUCUGCUACAGUCGAGCCAUUUAGGUAAUGUGCCAUAUGGAGGUUUUCAGAAGGCAGCAAAGGAGUUUGGAGUGACCCGGAAGACAGUCUAUACGAUCUGGUUAGAGGCCAAAAAACAGAUCCAGGGUGGACUACCUGUCAACAUAAGAGACCGUGUUAAAGGCUUCAAGCACAAAGAUGAAAUUCAGCUUGAUACUAACAAGGUAAGAUCUCUUUCAAUCCUUGAAAGAGGUACCAUCCGUAAGAUGGCUGUGAAGCUUGAGUUAAGCAAGACUACCGUAGGCAGGAUGGUGAAAGAUGGUAGGCUCAGGCCACACACAAAUGCAGUUAAGCCACUACUUACUGCCCCAAACAAAUUAGCAAGAAUGAAAUGGGGUCUCACUCAUGUUCAACCAGUGGUGUUCAAUGGUAUGCUCAAAUAUCACACAAUGCACAAUAUAGUGCACAUUGAUGAGAAGUGUUUUUUCAUGACUAAGACUACGGAUAGAUACUACCUGCUGCCAGAUGAAGAAGAGCCAUAUAGAUCAUGUAAGUCAAAAGGAUUCAUCACGAAGGUCAUGUUUAUGUGUGCUGUGUGUAGACCAUACAUUGCAGAAAAUGGAGAAGUCAUAUUUGAUGGAAAAAUAGGCAUUUUUCCAUUCACUACUAAAGAGCCAGCAAAGAGAGGUUCCAAGAACAGACCAAGAGGCACCUUAGAGACAAAGCCCAUUCAAUCAGUGAACAAGGAAGUCAUGAGAGAAUGCCUCGUUCAAAAGAUCAUACCAGCAAUCAAGGCUAAAAGGCCAAAGAAUAUAAGCAAGGAGAUAUUCAUUCAACGAGACAAUGCCAGGACACACAUAAACCACAAUGAUGCAGAAUUUCAAGCAGUAGCAAAGACAGAGGGUUGUCUUACUGAGAUAUUGAAGGUGGAAGGGGGAAAUGGCUACAAAACUCCACACAUGAAAAAAGAAAGGUUAUCAAGGCUGGGGAUACUUCCAAUCACUUUGGAGGUUGAGGAAGAGAUUGUCAAGCCUGCUGUGGCAUACCUUCAACAACCUGAUAAUGAUGUCAGCACAUCAUAUGACAUCUCAGGUAUCAGUAGAGCUGUAGGCUUCUAA